Molecule: messenger RNA, 1234 nt
Organism: Juglans microcarpa x Juglans regia
Lineage: Eukaryota; Viridiplantae; Streptophyta; Magnoliopsida; Fagales; Juglandaceae
Product: vacuolar protein-sorting-associated protein 37 homolog 1-like
Exons: 9
Coding region: 348-1052 (234 amino acids)
Biological process (GO): protein targeting to membrane; protein targeting to vacuole; ubiquitin-dependent protein catabolic process via the multivesicular body sorting pathway
Cellular component (GO): ESCRT I complex
Source: RefSeq, a predicted model, not a curated record
AAGAAGCUUCCAAGGACCAAAACCAUCCCCGAUUUCUUCAGUUUUGUUCCUUCCUCUGAACCCGUUUAAACCAUACACGCUCCCCGACCCGAUAUCUAUUUUCCUUCAUUUAAACUACGGACACCGCCUUGCGAAACCCAGAAAUCUCACUUUAACAGAAAAUAGAAAAUCGUUCGGAUUUUUUUUAUUUUCGAUAUCUCCAUUUAUUCGGCGAUCGAAGCCUCUCCUCGCUAUGUUCAAGUUUUGAUCGUCUCUGGGUUUCAAUCUAAUGUUAUUGGCGAACCUAGAUCGAGUGAUUAGCAUUUGAUUAUGUCGUUACGGGUCUUCAGGGUUCAUAUGUCCUGAUUAUGGUUAUAUGUUGUGGAGGGGGAUCUCAGGAUCAACAGUCCCAGUCGCGUCCACAGGGUGGUUCUUCUCAGUCCUGGUAUCCUCCGUCCGUAGUUAGCUCCCUGAGUUCUUCUCGUCCAGGUACACCAGGUAGCACCUCCUCUGGAAGCUUCAGUUCACAUAGACCUACUGACAGGCCAGAAUCGCCAUCACACGUGUCACCUGCUGAAGCUGCGGGCAUUAUUGCUGUCGUGAAGGAUAAAAGUGUUGAUGAGUUGCGGAAGCUUUUAUCGGACAAGGAUGCGUACCAUCAAUUUUUACUUUCACUAGAUCAAGUGAAAAUUCAAAACAAUCUAAGAGAAGAACUUCGCAAAGAAACUCUACAGCUUGCCAGGGAUAACCUGGAGAAGGAACCACGGAUGAUGGAGCUUAGAAACCAGUGCAGAAUAAUUAGGACAACAGAGUUGGCUGCUGCCCAGGAGAAACAGAAUGAGCUCGAGAGACAGAAGGAAGAAAGUUUGAAAUUCUAUUCUCCUGCCUCCCUUCUCCAAAGGCUUCAAGAGGCAAUGAACAAGACUGAGGAGGAAUCUGAAAACCUGCACAGUCAGUUCUUAGAUAGGGAGAUAGAAUUUGGGGCCUUCGUCCACAAAUACAAGAAGCUCCGUACUACUUACCAUAGGCGAGCACUUGUACAACUUGCAGCCAAAACGUCGUCAACUGGUUGAAUUGACAUGAAUUGUUGCAUACUUGAAUGUUGAGGAACAUCACUUCUCGAUUGUUCAUUGUAUGAGAUUGGUAUAAUUCGUUUUCAUCUGUACAGGUUAGUGCUAUACAUCAUUACGCCAGUUCUUGUUGCAAUGAGUAAUGUUAGUACUCAUUACUACUCUCAAAUAUCAAUUUCACGACA